AUGUCUACUUCAGUCAAUAUAAGAUUUUUAUCAAUAGAUAAAUCAAACAAACAUCAUCCUUCUAUACAAAUUGAUCCUAUUACAAGCUCUGGAGGAUGUAAGUCUGUUAAUAAAACCUAUCGUAUGGCAUUCUUUGCUGGCCUGGGCGAAAACAAGGGUCAGAUAGAAGAAAACAUUGAUCUUGUUUUCGAUAAGGUUCACACAAAUGUUGGAGAUGCCUAUGAUAAACAAACUGGAAGAGUCACUAUUCCUUUCUCUGGAUUGUAUCAUUUUACAGUCGUGAUUGCUGCCCAGGGGGGACAAAAGGCUGCUGCAAUGUUGAUGAACAACGGAACGAUGGUGGACACAAUAUGGGCAGAGAGUAUACCGUUGUGGGCGACGUCGUCAAACACCGCCAUAUUGAAUCUAACAUCCGGGGACCAGGUCUGGCUCGUACUUCUAAAGAUUGCGCCAUAUAUCCAUGGUUACAUGUAUUCGUCUUUUUUCUGGGUAUUCAUUAUUUGA
Messenger RNA from Ruditapes philippinarum (Manila clam), 504 nucleotides. RefSeq names its product complement C1q tumor necrosis factor-related protein 3-like. NCBI's taxonomy places the organism in Eukaryota, Metazoa, Mollusca, Bivalvia, Venerida, Veneridae. Gene Ontology annotation, molecular function: protein binding. The transcript is spliced from 3 exons. Bases 1 to 504 code for a protein of 167 amino acids. The record is from RefSeq and is a predicted model, not a curated record.